Messenger RNA from Acanthosepion pharaonis, 1674 nucleotides. The record is from the annotation of a GenBank genome assembly. Lineage: Eukaryota; Metazoa; Mollusca; Cephalopoda; Sepiida; Sepiidae.
AUGACAGGUGAAGUGUUUGUGUCACGGAGUAGCGACCGAUCAACCACCUCAGACAAUUCGCAGCCAAGGCUUUCAUGCGCAAAGUAUCUAGCCAUAAUCAAAUCACUUAUUAUUUCUACUUUUUCUCUUCAUCUCUUCUACAUCGUUUUCUCUCUUCUUUCUUCUCCUCCUUCUCUUUUAUUUCUUCUUCUUCUUCCCUUAUUAUUUCUUCUCUUCCCCUCAAUCUUCUUUUUCUCUAUUCCUCCUCCUCCUUAUUUUCCUCUCUACUUCUUCUUCUUCUCUUCCUGCUACUUCUUCGUCUCCUCCUCUCUUAUUUCUUCUUCUUUUCUUCCUCUCUUCCUGCUACUUCUUCGUCUCCUCCUCUCUUAUUUCUUCUUCUUCUUCUCUUCCUCUCUUCCUGCUACUUCUUCGUCUCCUCCUCUCUUCAUGCUGCCUCUUUUUCUCUCUUCAUCUACUUCCUCUACCCCCUCUUCUCUUCCUCUCAUUCUACUUCUUCUCUCCAUUCUUCUUUUUCCCUAUUCCUCCUCCUCCUUAUUUUCCUCUCUACUUAUUCUUCUUCUCUUCUUCUCUUCCUGCUACUUCUUCGUCUCCUCCUCUCUUAUUUCUUCUUCUUUUCUUCCUCUCUUCCUGCUACUUCUUCGUCUCCUCCUCUCUUAUUUCUUCUUCUUCGUCUCCUCCUCUCUUCAUGCUGCCUCUUUUUCUCUCUUCAUUCUUCAUCUACUUCCUCUAUCCCCUCUUCUCUUCCUCUCAUUCUUCUUCUUCUCUCCAUUCUUCUUUUUUUCCCUAUACCUCCUCCUCCUUAUUUUCCUCUCUACUUAUUCUUCUUUUCUUCCUCUCUUCCUGCUACUUCUUCUUCUCCUUCUCGCUCAUUUCUUCUUCUUCUCUUCCUCUCUUCCUGCUACUUCUUCGUCUCCUCCUCUCUUAUUUCUUCUUCUUCUUUUCUUCUACUCUUCCUGCUACAUCUUCUUCUCUUCCGCUCUCUUCUUCUUCUUCUUCUCUUCCUGCUACUUAAGCUUCUCCUCCUCUCUUCAUGUUACAUUUUCUUGUUCUCUUCCUUCUUCUUCUUCUUGUUUUCCUCUUAUUCUUCUUCCUCUCUUCCUGAUAUUCACUUUUCUUCUCUUCAUUCUUUUUCUUCUUUUCCUGUCUCUUCUUCUUCUUCUCCUCCCCUUCUCCUCCUUUUUCUUCUACUCUUUCUGCUACUUCAUAUUCUCCUCCUCUCUUUAUGUUACAUUAUCUUCUUUUCAUCCUUCUUCUUCUUCUUGUCUUCCUCUCAUUCUCCUUCCUCUCUCUGAUACUCACUUUUCUUCUCUUCAUUCUUCUUCUUCUUUUCCUGCCUCUCCUUCUCCUCCUCCUCCUCCUCCUCCUUCUUCUUCUUCUUCUUUCUACAUUUUUCCAUUCCCUUUUCAUCCUUCUUCGCCUUUUCUAUUCUCCAUUCUCCUCAGCAGAUUACAAAUUCUUCUUUCCUCCCCCCCCACUGGCACUCAUUUCUUUCGUCCUGACCUCCUUCCUUCGUGUAUUCGCGUGUUUUUCAAAUAUCUCAUCUUUCCAAGUUCUUGUCUUUUGUCUUCCGCUGUUUUUCCCGCUUCUUUCCUUCCUUCCAAUUCUCAUUCCAUUUUUUUUAAUUCUGUAAACAGAGUCCACCUGCUUGUAUUUGAAAUUAAAAACGGAAAAUAA